This is a messenger RNA of Magnolia sinica, 2162 nucleotides long. Its product is annotated as ethylene-responsive transcription factor RAP2-7-like. The record is from RefSeq and is a predicted model, not a curated record. Lineage: Eukaryota; Viridiplantae; Streptophyta; Magnoliopsida; Magnoliales; Magnoliaceae. The coding region runs from base 478 to 1962 and encodes 494 amino acids. Gene Ontology annotation, biological process: regulation of DNA-templated transcription. Gene Ontology annotation, molecular function: DNA-binding transcription factor activity; DNA binding. The transcript is spliced from 11 exons.
AUCUUAGGCCCUCUUGGCCCUGGUCGGCUCUGAUCUCUCCCUCUCUCUCUCUCUUUCUUUCUUCUCUAACGUUAUCUCGACUCAUUCAUAUACUCUUGUCUCUCUAACAUUCAAUGGAACUCAGACCAUCGUCGGUCUGGAUUUCAGGACGAGCCAACCCCAAACGAUCUCUCUCUAAGCCCAUCAUCUCCUCCGCUCCUUGAUGAAUGCGAUUCUUCCAAGGCUGUCGAUCACUUGCUCUCACUCAAAUAAGGGCAUAGACAAGAGAAGCUUCUUUUGAAAAAGCAAUCCAUGUAAAUGAGUGUAACAGAGAUUUCAGAGACUUCUGCAAAUGCUCUAUAGAAACCUCUCCCCCUUAUCUUCCCAUUACCUUUACCUGCUCUGGCUCUUCUUCCUCAAAUAAAAUCCUUCCAUCAUCUUCUACCUAAAAUAAUAAUAAUAAUAAUAUUAAUAAAUAAAUAUAAAAAAUCAGCUCUGAUGUUCGAUCUCAAUGUCGUCACCGAACCUGCCUGUGAAGAACAAGUGGUGGUGACUGGUAAGCUUCUCGACACUCCCGGCGGCCUAUACCAUAUGGAUGAUUCCGGCACGUCGAAUUCCUCCGUGGUCAAUGCCGAGGCAUCGAGCAAUGGUGGUGGCGACGACGAUUCAUGCUCGACCCAUUCUGCCAAGCGCAGCAAUAUCUUCGCCUUCAGCUUCGAUAUCCUGAAAAAGAGGGGUGAUGAUGAUGUUGCCGUUGAAGAUGACAAUGACGAUGAUGAAGAAGACAAUGGUGUUUCUCCGCAGUUGAGUUUUAUCACCAGGCAGCUCUUCCCGGCACCGCUGGGCGGAGGCGGCUUCUGCUCAUCGGCUUCUUCCUCAUCAUCCUCGUCGCGGCCACAUUGGGCAGAUAUAACUUUCUGUCGCGCUGAUGCUUCUGGGCAGGCCGAGGUUAAGGUGGUGCAGCCACUGCCACUGCCACAGCAGCAGCAGCAGGUGAAGAAGAGUCGCCGUGGGCCUCGGUCAAGAAGCUCUCAGUACCGAGGAGUUACAUUCUACCGAAGAACAGGAAGAUGGGAAUCACAUAUCUGGGAUUGUGGGAAGCAAGUUUAUUUGGGGGGAUUUGACACUGCUCAUGCUGCUGCUCGGGCCUAUGAUCGAGCCGCCAUUAAGUUCAGGGGAGUUGAUGCGGACAUCAAUUUCAACCUUAGUGAUUAUGACGAAGAUCUGAAACAGAUGAGGAACCUGACUAAGGAAGAAUUCGUGCACAUUCUCCGUCGUCAGAGCACUGGAUUCUCAAGGGGGAGUUCAAAAUACAGAGGUGUAACACUGCACAAAUGCGGCAGAUGGGAAGCUCGAAUGGGGCAGUUCCUUGGCAAGAAGUACAUAUAUCUUGGACUAUUCGACAGUGAAGUAGAAGCUGCAAGGGCUUAUGACAAGGCGGCUAUAAAAUGUAAUGGAAGGGAAGCUGUUACCAAUUUUGAACCGAGUACAUAUGAAGGAGAGAUAGCUGUGGAGGCUGAUUCUGGAGGAACUGUCCACAAUCUCGAUCUGAACCUGGGGAUUUCCCCCCCUUCUUUUGCCCAUGGUUCGAAGGAGAGUGAUAGUUUGGCUGGCUUCCAUUUUCAUUGCAGCCCUUUUGAGGUGCCUGAAAACAGGAAAACUAGGGCUGAGAACCCAACUUCAGUACCUCAAUGCUUGACCAUGGCACCUGAGCAUCCUCCUGUGUGGACUGGUCUCUAUCCUGGUUUCUUUCCCAACUUUGAGGGAAGAGUGAUGGAGAAGAGGGUGGAAGCUGGUUCGCCGAUCUUCUCUAACUGGGCUUGGCAACAGCAUGGCUCUACCCCAUCAAUGCCACUCUUCUCUUCUGCAGCAUCAUCAGGAUUCUCUACCGUGACUACCACUGCAACAACAGCUGCCCUUCCUCCUCCACCCCCUCCCACUACCAAUCGCCAUUUCCCGCCUCACUACUAUUACAGGAGCUGAAAGCAGACUUGGAGACUUUACACGAGACAUUGAACGUUGAAAAAGAAAAAGAAAAAAACAAACGCGUGUUUAAUUCAUACAUAUUUCUAAGCUUAUACCCAAGUAUACUUACCAUAUAUUGCAAUCCUAUUAAAUGUAUGUGAUGUGUUUUAGACCCUUCUGGGAAUUUCCAGGCCAAUUAGACUAUAUUUCUAGGCCUA